GUGACUACUGCGUUAAACUUUCGUGCGUAGGUGUGUUUCUACUACUAUGUACGGAUUUGUGUGAAUAUGCCUCAUGACUUUCUACCACCUAUCCCAAAUGUGAGCAGAUCUCAUAAGACCAUUGAGAACAGUAAGGACAGGGUGGAGAGAGCUAGGAAAUCAUAGAAAAUUAUAGAUAGGUCGAAUGAUGAAUCAGCUGCUUUACUCGUUGGUUCAGACCACUCAUUCAACCAUUCAUUGACUGAUUCAUGCAUUGUGUCCCAUACGGUCUAACACGAGACGACUUUUCUUCUUUUCCGGGUCAACUUAUAAAAUACGACUUCGUGUUUAGGAUUAUCGAAUUGAAAUUUUAAUCUACUGGGUCACUGCUUGGGACGGUGGAUAUAUACUUUAAAAUGACUUCUGAAUUAGUGCGAAGAAAUCCUCUAAGUGAAAAACAAUAUCGAAAUAAUGGAGAUGAUGUCCUUUGUCCUACUCUGAAGUAUGACGUCGACCAUUACUCUGGUGCUGAGAGUUCACUGAUAAGAAAGGAUUGCCCUACUCUUUCUCCUCGAGGACAGAAAGAUCACUCUGCCGCCAGUUCAGUGUUCCCCUCCACAAUCAAUAUUACUUACGGAUUACAGUCGACGUCACCGCCUAAGUCAAUGUUUCAAGCUACUAGUCAGGUGAACUCAAAUGUCUACAGCGGAGGCUUCCGCUAUCACGUUCGCAGACCAGUGGAAUCAUGGAAAUUUUUUGAGACAAAGAAAAAUGAUGGUUCCAAAGUUUACUUAUGCAGAUUGUGCGGUUCCAGUUAUAAACACAAGAAAUCACUGAAUAAACACUGGAGGGAUAAACACUACGCAGAGUUGAUGAGUGCCCAAGAGAACUGUCAACCGGAUGGUGAAUUGGAUAAUGAUGGUGAUGAUGAAGAUGGAAGAGAAGGAGGAGACGGAGAUGACUCUGGUGAAGGAGAUGCAAAUAAACUGUUGGACACCAGUGAUACUAGGCCACUUUCCUCUGUCGAGAAUGUAGACCCUGACAAAGUCAACAGUCGGUAUGUGAAGGCGAGAGACGUCAAUUCUGCUGGCACUUCUGGUUCGUUAGCACGAAUUUACAGCACUGGAAGUGAGGACUGUGAGAAUCGUCCACCGGGUGCGACUGUGUCACUAUCUGGAGGAAUGGGAAGUGUGCAGAAUGGAGUCACUGUAAGGAAUGAGAAUGCCAUGAGAGAUCGUAAUGUGAAUGAGAUAUCGAAGUCCGGACAUCUUUCUGUGGGAGUGGAUCAUCGAGAUCGACUAUAUGCCAAUCGUAGAAGGCUAUCGGCCGUACCAUGUUCUCCGAGUAUUCAACCGAGACCGCGUGGUCGAGUAUCUGAAUGUGUCGUUAAACGAGUGAGGUCACCGAAUGGUGAGAAUGUGAAUGUGGAUAGCAAACGAAGACAUAGUGUGUUUUCAUCUGUGAGAGAGGAGUGUUCGAAUGAUGUGAACGAAAAGUGUUCUGAGACAUCUUGUUAUUCUAACAGGAACACUCCGGAUGGUGAGAUGAUGUCGAACCGCACGAAUCGGUCGUAUGUAAAUUGUGUGGGAAUGUAUGGGGGUGAAGUUUUGUGUCAUGAAGUGGAGCCGCUUGACUUAUCAGUUGUCAGGUCUUCAGGGACACAAAUUGACUGUGUAAUAAGUGGGCGAGGAUCGACCGGAACCAGCGGGAUUGCUGUGGGCUCAUUCGAUGUGAAUAGGACGGGUGGUUUAUCUGGGAGUGGUGGAGUGAAAAUGUCACUGGAGGAAACAGUAUCAGUGGCGCCUGCCGCAUCUUCGACUCAGGAUGGCGGUAAAAACAGAAGGAAGGAGCCACGCAUUAGUCGCACUCUGCUGAUUGGCUUGUUGCAAACAGCGUUGAGUACUCUAGAGAAUGAAAUUGGUGAAAAUGUGAUGGAUUCAUGUGAAUCUGGUGUCGAGUUAUCUGCAACAUCUUCAAGUUUACUAUUGGCUAUUGGCAGUUUGUUGAUCACACUAGCUGACAUGAAACCAAAUGUGUUGUGUUUUCCUGCUCCAGGUGAAUCAUGUGGAGGAAAUAAGGAGUGUGUAGCAGAACGGGUAGAUGAUGAAUCGCGAUCUUACUUGAGUAGUGUUGGCAUAUUGACAGGAGAUAAAUCAACGGUGCGCUGUUAUCCUGUAGAAUCAUUUCAAGCUGGACAUGAUGGCACCAUUCCUGGUCAUUGUGUUGAUCGUGCAGGAUCAUCGAGUGAUUGUGGUGUUACUGCAAUGGGAAUUUCGAAGACUGAUGAGAGAGAUAGCGAGAGGUGUUUGGAUGCUGAUACAUGGGGUAGAAGGGAUAAUGAGUUAGCUUCUUCAUGCGAAUCAGACUAUGCUGAUGGGAAUCACAAAGAAAUGUCGUUGAGUGGAGCUGGACAAGAAGUGUCGUUCACAGGUCUGGAAGGGAUGAAGAAAUGCGAUGGAUCGGAGGCUGUGAUUAUCUGUCCUGUGUGUAAAUUUGGUGCCCGGUGGUUCAGUGAGUUACGUGCGCAUAUGGUGAAUCAUUCUGAGCACCGUAUGUUUGGUUGUUGCUACUGCCAUUAUCGGGCUAAGUGGAAAUGGGAUGUGGCGAAACAUAUGCGUCGGUGUCCAUUGGGUCGUCAUGUUUCUCACUUGCAGAACGAGGCGUUGCUGAGGAUAGUGAGAUAUCACCCACCUCCAGAAGAGGAUAUAUUGUAUAGUUACUUUCCCCAGAAUGGAUUUCCAGGUGUUGGAGUUGAUCAUCCUCCGACACCACCAAAGAGUUGUGCGAAGCUGGGAUACGAGAGAGUUCGCUUAUCUGAUUAUGACAGUAAAGAUUGUUUAUCGUUUGGAGGUAAUUUGAGAGAUGGGAGUGGGAGUAUUUUGGAUGCAUCAGCAGUUUCCGGAAGGGGUAUGGGAAAUCGAGAUUCUAAUUUGGGUGCAUCAACGUCUAUGGAUGACAAUACACGUCCAUGCAGGUCACGCAAUGAUACUGAAGUCAGUGAUAUCGUUGAAUGUGAUGAGACAGAAUCUUGUGGUUUAGUUAUAGUUGAGGACGAUGGUGAAUGUGUAGAUAAGAGUAGGAGUGUUGAUCAUGAAAUUAAGUGUGUGGAUGGUGGUUCAGGGGAAGAUGUUGAUUCUGUUGGUGAUCGAUGCAGCCAGUCGAAGGACGAUGGGGAGGCCAGCAGAUCGGAUCUAAUUUGUCGAGUACGGAAGUGUCCAUUGUGUGAAUUUCAUUCAACAGAUAAAAUUGAAUUCCAAGCACAUUGGAAUUCCCAUUGUCCAUACACCAAUGAAACUUUUACCUCGACCAAAUGUUGACUGUAUACACGCAGAAUUCUACUCUAAACUUCUCUUUGCUUUUUAUUUAAUUGGAACACAUAUUUUCGUUUGUAUAGAAAUUGCAAUUUUUGAUUUUAGUUACUUUUCUGCUAUUUUUCUAUAAAUUUUGAUCGUUUUUGUCUUUUGCAUAUAUCCCUCCGUUUAUCGGGCUAGAUUUGUAAUAUUAUUUUUGGAAAUAAUUUUCUCUUGCUCUAAUUCGCUGGUCUAAUGUUUUUAAUUUUCGCUGGGUUUUUUUCGUUAACAAUCACACUACUGAGAUAUUUUGAAAGGGAUAUUGUGUUGUGUUUUUUGAUGAAGGAGUGCAAUUGGUUGUCAUUUGUACUUUUUACUAUAGGGAUUUUUCGUAUAUUUUUCUACUGAUCACAUAUCGAAGGUGUUACAAUUCAAAUAUAGUCAGUGGAUAGUG
Messenger RNA from Heterobilharzia americana, 3723 nucleotides. The record is from the annotation of a GenBank genome assembly. Lineage: Eukaryota; Metazoa; Platyhelminthes; Trematoda; Strigeidida; Schistosomatidae.